CCUUCCUGUCGCCACCGGGCCCCGGAAACCAUGGGGAAGCUGGUGGUGCUGACCCUGCUUGGUGCCGUGCUGGCCCUAAUCGGGGAGAGAUUAGUGGCGUUUAGACGAGCAUGUAAUGCAUCUCAAGAAGUGGAACCAGUAGAACUCCCAAACUGCCACCUUAUUGAGGGCCUUGAAAAUGGCUCUGAAGAUAUUGAUAUACUUCCUAGUGGGCUGGCUUUUAUCUCCAGUGGAUUAAAAUAUCCGGGCAUGCCAAACUUUGCAUUAGAUGAGCCAGGACAGAUUUUCUUGAUGGAUCUGAAUGAGCAAAACCCAAGGGUCCAGGCACUAAACAUCAGUGAUGAUUUUGACAAAGCAUCAUUUAAUCCACAUGGAAUUAGUACUUUCAUCGACAAAGACCAUACCGUGUAUCUUUAUGUUGUGAAUCAUCCUCACAAGAAGUCCACGGUAGAGAAAUUUAAAUUUGAGGAAGAAAAACGUUCUCUUAUACACCUGAAAACUAUAACACAUGAACUUCUGAUAAGUGUGAAUGACAUUGUGGUUCUUGGACCAGAACAGUUCUAUGCCACUAGAGACCAUUAUUUUACCAACUUCUUCAUGAUAGUAUUAGAGAUGAUCAUGGAUCUUCGUUGGACUUAUGUUCUUUUCUACAGUCCAAGAGAGGUCAAAGUGGUAGCCGAAGGAUUUGGCUCUGCCAAUGGGAUCACAGUCUCACUAGACCAAAAGUAUAUCUAUGUAGCUGAUGUAUUGGCUCAGAACAUUCAUGUACUGAAAAAACAUGAUAACUGGGAUUUAACUCCAGUGAAGGUAACGCAAUUGGGCACCUUAGUGGAUAACUUAGCUGUGGAUCCUGACACGGGAGAUAUUUGGGCAGGAUGCCAUCCUAAUGCCAUGAAGCUAUUCCUCUAUAACGCUGAGGAUCCUCCAGGGUCAGAAGUAAGUUCCUCUUCUUCUCUGAGCUCACAGGCAAAGCUGCAAGAACAAUUUGUUGAGGAGACUUGGGAGAAUUUAGUGGGUCACAUUUGA
This is a messenger RNA of Suricata suricatta (meerkat), 1026 nucleotides long. RefSeq names its product paraoxonase 3 (gene PON3). The record is from RefSeq and is a predicted model, not a curated record. NCBI's taxonomy places the organism in Eukaryota, Metazoa, Chordata, Mammalia, Carnivora, Herpestidae. Gene Ontology annotation, molecular function: arylesterase activity. The transcript has 8 exons. Bases 31 to 1026 code for a protein of 331 amino acids.